Molecule: messenger RNA, 1179 nt
Organism: Knipowitschia caucasica
Lineage: Eukaryota; Metazoa; Chordata; Actinopteri; Gobiiformes; Gobiidae
Source: the annotation of a GenBank genome assembly
AUGUUUCUCUGGUUCAUCUUCGCUUCUUUGCUGUGCUCUGCCUCAGCACGACCCUCCACACAGACUCUGGAAACCCCAUUCAGCGACGAGAAUGACACCGAGGACCCGGCUGAAGUCAGAUCCGCUGCGAUCAAACGCCUUCUGGAGGUGUUUGGCAUGGACGACCCUCCAUCCAUCCACGGACACAAGCAGGCGCCUCAGUACAUGCUGGACCUGUACAACACUGUGGCAGAUGUGGACGGAGUGACCAAAGACCCCAACCUCCUGGAGGGCAAUACAGUCCGCAGCUUCUUUGACAAAUUGCGCAGCGAGCAGGUGGAGUUCAGCUUCAACUUGUCCACAGUGUCCAGAGAGGAGAAGAUCCUGACUGCAGAGCUGCAUCUGUUCAAACUGCGGCCUCAAGCCUCUCUUACCUUCAACAGACACCACUUCUGCCAGGUCAGUGUCUAUCAAGUGCUCGACACCAGCAAAAGCAACAGCACGCAGGACAAAAAACUUCUCUCUUCUCGCCUCAUCCCUGUGCAUUCCGCCGGAUGGGAAGUGUUCACCAUCUCCCAAGCGGUGCGCUCCUGGAUGAUGGAUGAAGACUCUCACUUGGGUCUGCACGUGGUGGUCCGCACGCUGGGGGGCAGUUCUAUGGACAUGAAGCUGAUGCGGUUCGCUUCAGGAAGAAACCAUCACCAAAGCAAGCAGCCGAUGCUAGUGCUGUUCACCGACGACGGCCGCAGAUCCACCAGCCUGGAGAGCAGAGAUCUCCACAACAACGCCGCCACUCCCACGCUGCCCAAGUCCUUCAUGUCGGGCUCGUCCUCCCGAAUGGCUCGCUCCGUCCUGGACUACUCCGAGGAGGAGGCUGCUCCCGCGCCCUGCCAGAGACACCCCCUCUACGUGGACUUCGAGGAGAUCGGCUGGUCUGGCUGGAUCAUCUCUCCUCGCGGCUACAACGCCUACCACUGCAGAGGCUCCUGUCCCUUCCCCUUGGGCCAGAACAUGCGCGCCACCAACCACGCCACGGUCCAGUCCAUCAUCAACGCGCUCAAGUUGCUGAAGGGAGUGGACACGCCGUGCUGUGUGCCCGACAAGCUCUUCUCCAUCAACCUGCUUUACUUUGACGACGACGAAAACGUGGUCCUCAAACAGUACAACGACAUGGUGGCCGGCAGCUGUGGGUGCCAUUAA